This is a messenger RNA of Notechis scutatus (mainland tiger snake), 948 nucleotides long. Its product is annotated as olfactory receptor 1F1-like. Gene Ontology annotation, biological process: G protein-coupled receptor signaling pathway. NCBI's taxonomy places the organism in Eukaryota, Metazoa, Chordata, Lepidosauria, Squamata, Elapidae. Gene Ontology annotation, molecular function: olfactory receptor activity; G protein-coupled receptor activity. The record is from RefSeq and is a predicted model, not a curated record. Gene Ontology annotation, cellular component: membrane.
AUGGCAAACCAGAACCAAACAGACAACUCAGAAAUAACCCUUUUGAUGAUCACCAGUAGACCUGAAUAUCAGAACCUUUUCUUCCUGCUUUUUCUGUCCAUUUAUUUGCUGACCCUCCUAGGGAAUUUUCUCAUUGUCUUGCUUAUCCACUUAGACAAUCAUCUCCUUCAGGCCCCUAUGUACUUCUUCCUGAGCCAUCUCUCCCUGGCUGACAUCAUUUUUGUUUCCACUACCAUUCCCAAAAUCCUGAUAAAUCUGAUGUCUCGGACUCAGACCAUCGCCUUCGAUGAGUGCUUGACCCAGAUGUAUUUCUUUCUCACCUCUGGUAACACAGAUAACUUCCUCCUUGCCUGCAUGGCUUAUGACCGCUACGUGGCUGUCUGUCACCCACUGCAUUAUGUCACUGUGAUGAGCCACAAAUGCUGCCUAUUUUUGGUUUCUGGAUCCUGGAUCGUUUCCGGGCUCCACUCUCUACUCUAUACCCUUCUGAUAUCACGCCUUUCUUUCUGCACCUCUAUGGAAAUCCCUUAUCUUUUCUGUGAUGUCUACCCUCUCCUGGAAUUCUCCUGUUCUAAUACAAGGCACAUAAAGUUAUUGGCACAGACGGAAGGGGUGAUGGAUUUGCUGGGGCCUUUAGCUGUUAUCAUUAUCUCCUAUGCACUAAUAUUCUCCACAAUCAUGAAAAUCCCCUCAACAGCUGGGAAAUGCAAAGCGGUUUCUACCUGUGGCUCACAUCUGGCUGUGGUCAUCUUGUUUUACAGCACUAUCAGCUGCCUUUAUUUCCAGCCUCCUUCAUCGUACUCAGCCCAAAAAGGCACUUUUAUCUCUCUCUUGUAUGCAAUGGUGAUACCAAUGCUGAAUCCCUUCAUCUAUACACUAAGGAACCAGGAGGUAAAGUCAGCAAUAGUGAGACUUCUUGGAAGGACAAGAGCUUUCUUAAGAAAAUAA